AUGAAUGACUCACUAUGUGGUCCAUCGAAUGCUCUUCAAAACUUCCAAAAGAAUGCCUCUGUCGACAGAACUCUCCAACAGGAUAGGUUGGUUUCGCGACAAGCGCAUACACAGGGUUUCCGUUCCCAAGCCCCCAGUCAAGGAGUUUUAGACCCCGAGUUCGCCGCCUUUGAGUCCAAUUCAGCCGGCCCGUCAAUUCCGAAUUUACAGCAUGCACCAGGUCCAUUCGGUACUCAUGCUCCACACCAUGCGGUGUCCCAUCCCGCAGAUCAUGGAAAUUGGGCUGCAGACUUCCAACGAUUGCAGCUGUCGGGGCCAUCGCACACGUUCGAUCAACGCACGGGUCCCCCCGCCGUUUCCCAUCAGGGGUGGCAAAAUGAGUUCAUGAACCAACAGCAACAAGCCCCCCAUAUGCAGCAGCAACAGCCGCAGCACCAGCACCAGCAUCCGCGAUUCGCCCCAGGCCUCCAGUCGUUUUCACCGGGCUUUCCCCUGCACGCAACACCCAUGAACUCUUUCCCCGCCGCGGAGACCAUGGCCACCCAGCAACCGCCAGCAGAAACGUUUGAUGAAACUGCGUUUGAAGCCGCGUUUGAGCAGGCCAGUGCGGACAUGAUGUCACAGAAUGUCGAAGACACCCAGGCAAACAAGGAAGAAACUACCAACAAGACUGCUCAAUCGGACACCCCCGUCGCAAAUGAGCCCCACGAAGUCAUUAGAAUCGGAUCGGACACCAUCCCGCAGUCCAAUAACGACGGUACGCAAGCGCGGGCCAACGAUGCGGACGAGCUUGCUAUGACCGCAGGGCAUUUACUAGAGAGUGUCAGCCAUGACCAAAGCCAGAAAUUUCGAGAAAGUAACUUCCUUGCCUUGAUGCGCCGUAUUCGGGAUCGCGAAGUCCAUGUCGAAGGAGACGAAUUCCGCGAAACUUUGCAGCCUUUACACCCUGGCGGCAAACACUAUCCAGAAGGCCUGAAAUCGAAGCAAGAACGAGCCACAGUCUCGACAGACCAACACAACUACGCUUUCGUAACAAACAACAGAGAUACUGCGCGUGAUUCUUCCGCUCGCCCCGUGGGCAAUGGAAUCAAGGAAGAUGAGAUGUUUGAUGAUAAUACAACUUUGGCGUAUGGCGAUCGUUGGGCUUGA
Messenger RNA from Aspergillus melleus, 1149 nucleotides. RefSeq names its product protein pex20 (gene pex20). NCBI's taxonomy places the organism in Eukaryota, Fungi, Ascomycota, Eurotiomycetes, Eurotiales, Aspergillaceae. The record is from RefSeq and is a predicted model, not a curated record. Bases 1 to 1149 code for a protein of 382 amino acids. The transcript has 4 exons.